Notolabrus celidotus (New Zealand spotty) is the source of this 2620-nucleotide messenger RNA. It is a transcript of the gene mycbpap, whose product is annotated as mycbp associated protein. The coding region runs from base 264 to 2537 and encodes 757 amino acids. NCBI's taxonomy places the organism in Eukaryota, Metazoa, Chordata, Actinopteri, Labriformes, Labridae. The transcript is spliced from 19 exons. The record is from RefSeq and is a predicted model, not a curated record.
AGUAAGGCGUCCUUUGUCAUGGUGACGAUAAAAGCUCGUCUCUCAGCAACCACAACCAAACACACUUGAAGCGAAGCGCUAUUACCUGUCGCUACCUCAGAUUCACAUAGAAAACCAGAACAUCCAGAGAGACUACAUAUGAAGUCAUGACCGGCUCAAGAAGUCCAGGGCAGAGACAUUCAUAAAGUCAACCAACAGCAUUAUUUACAAAAAAGCUUCAUUUCCCUGAACCACUCAAUACACACCACAGACCAGGUCAUAAGAUGCAGCCAGCUGAUGAAGCCAGAAAUGUUCUUCAGGGGGUUUACCCGGUGAAUAUGGACCCUGACCUCCAACCUCUGGACUACACAGGACUUCAGUUAGACAACCAUGGGAUGGUUCUUCCACACAGCAUCCUGGGUAGUUUGGAUGAUUUCAGAAGUUAUCUGGAGGCUGAAGGAGAGACCGAGCUGGUGAAACAAAUUCCAGCAUCCCCGAGAGAGUCUACAUCUGAGGCUUCAGGAAGGCCUCACACUGAGGCUGGGAUAAAGAGCCGUGGGAUCCCUUCGUGUUUACGAAACAUUCAGAGUAAUGCUCUGCAGCAUUGGCAAACACAUAUGAGUCAGCGCAGACAGCAACAGGACUUCUUAGCAGGCCUGCUUGACAGGCCAGUGGAAAACCUACUGAUGAACCAAGGGAACCGAUUCAGAGAAACUCAGGAGCAGAGGGAAUUUCUAAACCAAGUUAUGCCUCUGAUCCACUCUGGAUAUGGUUAUCGUGUGGGCAGUGAGUUUUGGAGUCUCCCCACACAUUAUGGAGAUGAGAUGAGUGGCAUAACAGCCACUCUGACUCAGACAGAGCAGGGCAGAAGGGCACCUCUGACACACGUGGGGCAGCCUAGCAGCAUACAGCAGGAAUCAGGAGUAAUGUGUGAUGAAACCCUGCGUCCAGCAUCUUGGACUUGGGGCCAGAGUGCAUACCUGCAGCACCAGCAGGAGGAGCUUAGAGAGAUUCUGCAAGACUUGGACAUCAAAAAGCCGGACAUCAGCCGACUGGAGGUGAUUGGCUCCUGCAAGCCGUUUACUCAUGUCACAGUAUGUCGAAGCCCCUCACUGGAGAAGUGGGAACAAGAAAAGGAGCACAAAAAGAUGAAGAGGAACCUUGAUCCACUGGCACCGUAUGACGAUGUUCACUCAGCAGUCCUCCUUGUUCCAGCUCUGAGGUUCUGCGGUCAGCUCGCAAGCUGGAUCGGAAAUUCUAAGGAUCACCAGGGAGAAGUGGGAAUCAGUGCCACCAUGUUGUUUGAGGCCCUGACAGGAGAAAUAGCCUCCUCCCUCCUGGAGCUGCACAAUGAGGGCAGCGGAGCCAUCUUCUACAGUUGGGAGCAGCUUCGUGUGCCACACAGCUUCCCCAUCCUGCCAUCGCAAACAAACAGUCCACACUUUUACUUCAACUCCUCAUCUGGUGUGAUUCUACCAGGUGAUACCAAGCGGGUGGAGUUCCUUUUUAAGUCAGUCAAGCCAGGCAUCACAACUGAGCUGUGGCAGCUCAACACCCGACCCAUGUUGCUGGGAGGAGCCUCCAUGCAGGUCACUUUGAGAGGAGUCGCCCUGUACCAGGACAAAACCGCAGACCAGAGGCUUUUCAUUGAGACCAAGCUGGAAAAGAUAGUGACGGUUAAACUGUGUCAAUCCAUCGUGAAUGAGAUGCUGCAGAGGGUCCGAUCCCCAGAGAGACCCAGCUCUCCACCAGAGCUCUACAUCACUGAAGAGCAGACGUUUGUGAGCAAAAACCCAAAGCUGCAGUUUCUUGAUGACUCAGUGGAGGACCUGAAGAAACUGUGGCAAGGAGUGAAUCCAGGACACAGCUGGGAUCUUUCUGUGGAUACACUCCGACAGGCUGUGCUGGCUCAGCCCAGUCAGGAAUCAGCUCAAGAAAAGAACCUGGCCCAGCUCAACUCUCUGCUUCUGCAGCUCUCUGAACCACCUGCUCAGAAACACAAACACCAAACAGCAGCUGCUGCAGGGCAGCAGCUGUGGAGGAAACUGCUGGACACGAUGGAUGAUGAGGCCAGGUGGCUCAGAAACAUGCUGGGUCUUCCACAGAGGGACACAUGGAGCAAGAAAAUGGAGGAAUCCGUGAUCUCAGAAGCUAAUGUGGCUGAUAACAAAGAUGAGAUGAGUGAGAAAAAGGAUGGAGUAGCUGCCAAAGAGGAGAGGAGCAGGACAAAGUCCAGCAAUAAAGAAGACAAUAAAGGCGUGUCCAAAUCAGCAGGGACGGACAAACAAGCGGAGGAGAGCAAGAAGGGGAAAAGAAGGGAUGAAGUGGGGAAACGCUCCAGGGGAAAAAAGGGGAAUGAAUCACCCUCGCUGACUGGCACACAGACAGAGAACGUCAGUCAGCAAACUCCUGAAGCUGAGCCGACCGAGGAGCCAGAGGUGAUGGAAAUAUACACGAGGCUCCUGCACAGAAAGGUUUAUGCUCGGAUUGAAGACCUGGUGGACAGCCUGUGUGACCUGAUGGAUGAUCUUCAUCACAGAGAUGAUCUGAGCUCCUGAAAGGCAGACACCAGAGCGCACUAAACUUAGAGUUACAGGCUUACUUUACAUGAAAUCAAUAAACUUUUAGUUUUGGUUGAGCA